GGUGCCCAGUCAGGGCAGCAGAAGAGUGUACGACAAGCGUCGUACGCUCUUCUUGGCGCUUCUCUCUUUUCCUACUUUCAUGCUUUUUGGCUCAACGCAUACACCUUUUCAGUUUGAUUUGCACCGUCUUGUAUCUUAGGAACACCCCCAAGAUUGUUACUGUUUUCUUACAUAAAUUGCACCCGACAGUAGUUGUAUAUUGACGCUGAUACUAUACAGUUUCCAUCUAACGCCUUAAGGGGUUCAUAUCCGUGAUUUGUUGAGCUGGCGCCGCCGGGUGUUAGGUAGUGCCAGCGGACGGGAGGCUUGGCGUUGCCGCUGGUCGCACUAGGACAUCGGUUCUUGAACCAUGACGCUGAAGGUGUCGGCGCCGGAUGGCGUCAAGGUGUAUCAUAUCACCAGCGGCAAGACGCUGCCCCAGUGGCUGGCGGAGAGCAAGAAGAAGUCGCUGCGCAAGAAUGAGGAGUACCGGCGUCGCCUGGAGCUCAUCCAGGACUUUGGCUUCAAGUCUGCUGCGCAGCGCAUCAAGAUUUCGCCCGAUCGGAACUAUGUGUUUGCGUCGGGCUACCACCCCUUCUCGGUCCGCUGCUUCGACCUGGGCAACCUGGCCAUGAAGUUCGAGCGCAACCUGGAUGCGGAGGUGGUGGACUUUUGUGUGCUGUCGGAUGACUUCUCCAAGCUCGCCUUCCUCUGCUCCGACCGCUCGCUGCUCUUCCACGCGCGAUUCGGCUCCUACUACCGCACCCGCGUGCCCCGUUUCGGUCGCGACCUGGCCUACUUCUCACCCUCCGCGGAGCUGCUGGUGGCGGCCUCGGCGCCCGAGCUGUACCGCCUCAACCUGCAGGAGGGGCGAUUCAUGAGCCCGCUGCCCUCGGCCUCGCCGGCUGUCAACGCAUGCGGCGUGUCCCCCUCGCACGGUCUGUUUGCUGCGGCGGGCGAGGACGGGCAGCUGGAGUGCUUCGACCUGCGGCAGCGCACCUCGGUGGGCCUGCUGGACGCGGCGGCAGCGGCGGGGGCGCCAGGGGAGCAGCUGACGGCGCUGCGGUUUGACGACAGCGGCCUGCACGUGGCAGUUGGUACGGGCAACGGUCUGGUUGCGCUGUACGAUUUGCGAUCGCAACGACCGUUGGUGGUUAAGGAUCACAUGUACGGCAGCCGGAUUGUGGACAUCAAGUUCCAUUCGUACGGCGCUGAUGCUUCGGCGCAUAACCGGCGGGUGAUCUCUUCGGAUCGGCACAUUGUGAAGGUGUGGGACAUUAACAACGGCGAGGGCUACACCAGCAUUGAGCCCGAGGAGGGCGACAUCAACGACGUCUGCGUGUGGCCGGACUCGGGCCUCAUCAUGGUCGCCAACGACUCCCCCAACAUGCACGGCUACUUCGUGCCCAGCCUGGGUCCCGCCCCCCGCUGGUGCUCCCACCUGGAGGGCCUCACGGAGGAGCUGGCGGAGGCGGCUCCCGCGGUGUACGACGACUACCGCUUCGUGACGCGCGCGGAGCUGGGGCGGCUGGGGCUGGAGCACCUGCUGGGGACCAGCCUGCUGCGCGCGUACAUGCACGGAUUCUUUGUGGACAACAGGCUGUACGCCAAGGCCAAGUCGCUGAUGGACCCCUUCGCCUACGAGACCUACCGCCAGCAGCGCAUCGCAAAGAAGCUGGAGGAGGAGCGACAGAGCCGCAUCUCCAUCAUCCGCAAGCUGCCAAAGGUCAACACCAAGGUCGCGGCGCGUAUCAUGGCCGAAUCAGCCGAUGCGGACAAGGCUGCAGCCGACGGCACCGCCGCCGCCGCCGCCGGCAGCAGCAAGGCCAGCCAGCGUGCCGCCGCCGCCGCGGCUAACCCGCUUGCGGAUUCGCGUUUCUCCGCCAUGUUUGAGGAUCCCGACUUUACGAUUGACGAGGAGGCGGAGGAGUACCGGCUGCUGCACCCCAACGCGGCUCGGGAGAAGAAGGAUGAGGAGGAGCUGCUGCGGGAGCACUUCCAGGAGGUGCUAUCAGACGAAGGUGGAGGCAGCAGCGACGGCGGCGAUGAAGACGACGACGACGGCGCCGACAGCUUGGACGAGAUGGACGAGCGGUCCACCGAGGCGCCACGCGCCAAGAAGAAACCCAACUCCAAACGUCUACCCGAGCGGCCGCCCGCGGGCCCGCCAGCGAAACGGCCCAAGCAGGCGCAGACUGCGACGGAGGGCGGCAAGGGUCCAAGCAUGUUUGUGGCGCGAGACGCCACCGCUGCAGAGGCCUUCCGACGUGGCGAGUCGUUGGCGGCAAAGCUGAACCAGCCGCUGUCGGAGCGAGUGGCUUCGGAGCCGCAGUCGGCGCCACCGCGGCGACUGGGAGGCAGUCGGGAGGUGUCGUUCGUGCCGCGGGGAGGUGGCGGAGGG
Astrephomene gubernaculifera is the source of this 2380-nucleotide messenger RNA. NCBI's taxonomy places the organism in Eukaryota, Viridiplantae, Chlorophyta, Chlorophyceae, Chlamydomonadales, Astrephomenaceae. The record is from the annotation of a GenBank genome assembly.